AUGGCUGUGCGCCCCUUUGUGAUGCUCGAAGCCUCUUUCGCCUUUCAUGCAUAUUCACGUGGUUUGUCUAACGGGUUGGUCCAAUACGUUUGUGGGCUAAAACUGAUUGAACAGGCUGGAAUAAACAGAGGUAAAAACGCCAUUCGGAGCGAUGCAGUGCAGAUGCAGCCUGCUUUAUGUCCACCAACAACAUAUUCUCCCUCCGUAUCUGCCCAAGACAAUAUUUCCUGCACUACACGGAAUUCUCACCAAAGCGUAGCGGGCCCAUCACGCCUGCGCCCUUCUCGGCCUAAAAAAACAGAAGGUAUUCGUGUUCGCACCCCACGUAGGGCAGCGUUUGCAUCAACAGGUGUUUUCCGGCCCUGUUUCUUGCCAUGCACGUUUUGCUCCCUUUUGCAUCUGGCUUUACUAUGCUGUUUGAUACGCUACUCUAAAUCGUGCGUUGUGCUAAGCUUUCCUGUUACAAAUAUCAUAGGUGCGCAUGUUAGGUACCAGAACCUUGGCCGUCCAACCUUCAUGUGCCAUAAUUGUGCGGCGAUCAUGUGGUAUGAAGAGAGGAAUAAAAAUACAAAGUCGUCUGAUGGGACGACUUUCUCUUCGUGCUGCCAGGAUGGCAAGGUUUUGCUUGCUCGCUUUCUUGAUCCGCCUGAACCAUUAAGAUCAUUACUUGAUUAUAACGACCCGGCGACACUUAGAUUCAAAGAACAUAUUAGAGUUUACAAUAGCAUGUUUUGUUUCACAUCAUUUGGGGGAAAGAUUGAUCAUGCUAUAAACAGUGGUCGAAGCCUAUACACCUUCCGAAUAAGUGGGCAUAACUACCACCGAAUAGGCUCCAUGUUGCCAGUUGAAGGUGAGCAACCAAGAUAUGCUCAGCUGUAUUUCUACGACACGCAAAACGAAGUUAAAAACCGUAUAACUGCUUUGUUUGGCCAGACCCAUUGUCAUGACACAUGUGAUGAAGCAAUUGUUGCGUCCAUCAUCAGAAUGUUAGACACCCACAGUCCUUUGGCUACCGCCUUCCGCAUGGCAUUUGCUGUUCUUAUCACAAACGACUUUGGGGUCAACACUGAACCACGUGAUGUUAUCGUUAGCACAAAGCACGGCGCGCUUCAACGCAUAUCAGAAUUACAUCAACUUUACAUGCCUUUGCAAUAUCCGUUGUUGUUUCCGUACGGAGAGACCGGGUUCCACGAACGAAUACACUACCAUGACAACACCGGACGUCGGGCGACUAAACGACAAUGUGUCACAAUGCGGGAAUACUACUGCUACAGAAUCCAUUAUCGCAAUAACGAAGGCACCACCCUGUUAAGAGGCGGUCGUUUAUUCCAACAGUAUUUAGUUGACUCAUACGCAGCUAUCGAAGAACAAAGGUUGCGCUGGAUGAGGAAUAACCAAAAUGAGCUGCGCGUUGAGCUCUAUCAUAAUGUUUGUGACGCUGUGACGCGUGGGGAUACAAAUGCUAAGGCUAUCGGGCAACGUAUAGUUUUACCGGCAACCUUUACGGGCAGUCCAAGAUAUAUGAUCCAAAAUUACCAAGACGCCAUGGCUCUGUGCCGUACUUUUGGGAACCCCGACCUGUUUGUAACGUUUACAGCUAACCCAAAAUGGCCUGAAAUCGAAGACAUGGUGUCUCUCAUACCAGGACAAAAGUCUCAUGACCGUGCAGAUGUUGUAUCACGCGUUUUUAAGCUAAAGCUGACCUCCUUGAUUGAAGAUAUUAUGAAGAAACAAAUCUUUGGCAGCUGCCAAGCAGCUGUUUAUACAAUUGAGUUUCAAAAACGAGGCCUACCGCAUGCGCACCUUUUGUUGUGGCUUGAACAUUCUGCCGAGUCUCGCACGCCGGCUGGCAUAGAUGAUUUGAUUUCUGCAGAGAUCCCAUCGGAAAUUGACGAUCCAUCCGGCUAUAAGGCUGUAACAGAUUACAUGUUGCACGGCCCAUGUGGGAAUGAUGCGCGCAGUGCUCCGUGUACAACAGAUGGAAAAUGCAUGAAACACUUUCCGAAACCAUUUUACCGAGAAACAACAAUUGACGAAGACGGUUAUCCGGUUUAUCACCGACGAGAUACCAAGAUCUUCUUUAAGAAGGGCAAAACGAAGCUUGACAACCGGUUUGUCGUCCCAUACAACCGCUACCUCCUCUUAAAGUACGAAUCGCACAUCAAUGUUGAAUGGUGCAACCAAUCCCGAGCGAUAAAAUACCUAUUUAAAUACUUAAACAAGGGGCCAGACAGGGCUACAAUGGUUGUUCAGGAAAACAUUGGCAAUAACGGUGAAAAGCGUACACAACAGAUUGUUAAGGUUGAUGAGAUUAAAAACUAUCUGGAUUGCCGGUACUUAUCACCAUGUGAAGCUGUGUGGAGAAUGCUUGCAUUUCCUAUACAUUACUCAUUCCCAUCCGUCAUGAAACUAACGUUCCAUACACCUAAUCAACAUCUGCUCACGUUACGUGAUUCAGACAGCUUGCCGGCCUUGUUAAACCGGGACGGGAUACGAGACACGAUGUUCACCCAAUGGUUUGCGCUAAACAACAGAGAUGAAGCGGCAAGAGAGUUAACGUACGCCGAGAUACCAACAAGGUAUGUGUGGCAAGAGGAUAACAAGGUAUGGAAAAUGCGGUUGGAGCGGACAGCCAUUGGGCGGAUUGUGUAUUGCAAUCCAGCAGCUGGGCCAAAGUAUUAUCUAAGAAUGUUGUUGGGAAUUGUGAGAGGGCCUCGAAGUUUCGAAGAAAUAAAAACGGUCGACGGAGUCGUAUAUGCAACGUUCAAAGAAGCCUGCUAUGCGUAUGGCUUGCUUAAUGAUGACAAGGAGUGGAAUGACGCCCUGUCAGAGGCUAAAUUAUGGGCGUCCGGUUCCCAACUACGGGAAUUGUUUGUUACCAUGUUGUUGUUUUGCGAAGUGAAUCGCCCGGCGCAACUCUGGGCACAAAAUUGGGAGAUACUAUCUGAUGAUAUUUUGUACCUGAAACGUAGGCUCUUCAUGUUCCCAGGGUUACAUUUAUCUGACGACCAGCUUAAGAACUACUGCCUGAUCGAACUAAAUGAACUAUUGGAGAAAAAUGGAAAAUUGUUAUCAGAUUUCACAGAUAUGCCCCAACCGGAUACGUCGCUCCACAAUAAGAUGGAUAAUCGUCUAAUUAGGGAAGAGUUGAGUUAUAAUAAAAAAAAGAUGACAGACGAACACGAUCGAUUAUAUGCAUCACUGAACACGGAACAAACGGUCAUAUACGACACAGUCAUUGAUUCUGUUACCACCCGAAAAGGCGGGUUCUAUUUCGUGUAUGGUCCAGGUGGGACAGGCAAGACAUUCCUGUACAAAGCCAUUCUGUCACGCUUAAGAUCUAUGGGAUUUGCCCUUGCGGUUGCAUCUUCAGGUAUCGCGUCCCUUCUAUUACCCGGUGGUCGGACAGCUCAUAGCCGCUUCGCUAUCCCUUUAGAAUUACUUCACAAUAGCACGUGUGCCAUCAAACAAAAUACCCAGUUGGCACACCUGUUACAAGAGGUAAGGUUAAUCAUCUGGGACGAAGCACCAAUGAUGCAAAAAUAUGCUUUUGAAGCACUUGAUAAAACACUUAGAGAUAUCUUGGGGUUUCCUGCCUACGCAAACAGGGAACGCGUUUUUGGUGGCAUGCCUGUUUUGCUUGGUGGUGAUUUCAGACAAAUCCUGCCCGUCAUCCCAAAGGGAAAAAGAGAAGAUGUUGUUCAGGCAUGCAUAAAUAAAUCGUAUCUGUGGAAAAGUUGUAAACUCUUCAGACUCCACCGUAGUAUGCGUGUCAACGAAUACACCUCAGCAGGUGUGCUAGACAUGGAUAGGCAACGUUUCAACAAAUGGUUGUUAGAAAUCGACGAUGGAAUUGUUCCUUCAAAGACCAAAGAAGGUGAGGAUGAGCCAACCUGGAUCGAGAUACCCACCAGGUCAUCCCAAGAGGCUACUUAUCAUGUCUCUAUAAAUACACAGCCAUAUUCAAGCAUCCUACCUUUCAUUAUACAAUCUGUGGCUGAAUAUCGAAAGACCCCUGCAAACAUGAAGAAAACUACUGCUGUUGCUAACUGUACAGAAAGUCUGGCAACUGUUGAAGAAAUAUUAAACCAUGGUCGAGAAAAUAAGAAACACACGAAUGCUGAGUUCAAUUGCCGUGUGGUGAUUAAAGGCGUACGUAAUAGCGAAGAGUGGUUCAGACUUAUGUGUGGAGGAGGAAAAUGCAUGAAAGGUGUAUCGCAUGAUCACAGGGAGUUGUGGUGUGAAGGCUGUGAAAACCCAGUUAUGUUUCCCCGAGCAAGAUUCCAUCUUCAACUUGAUGUGGUCGAUUCCACGGCUAAUGUGGUCAUCGUGUGCUUCGAUGACACUGCACAGCUUCUAACAAGCACCACUGCUCAGUCUAUACUCAAUGUGGAAUCGGGUCUCUCGCACAUCUACACCGUUUCUUCCGCAAUCAACCAGGAUAGCUUCACACCAGUCAUGAUACGGACCUGUAACGGUAACAUCUCAACGCUCCCAAACUGCUUACAUUCACUUAUAGGCACCACCCGAACCAUCCAAGUUGAUACAUCCACAUACUACCAUCAUGGGGCCUUUGAGAGUUUCAACUGCAAACGUGUGCUCCCAGACGAAACCAACUAUCAAUCCGUUGGAUCUACCACUCCUACUCCCAUGACUAGGAAGGGUAAAGGGGUGAUGACAAUUCCAACACCGGUUAAGCUCAAAGAAACAGUCAGCAAGUACAUGUAA
This is a messenger RNA of Helianthus annuus (common sunflower), 4728 nucleotides long. RefSeq lists its product as uncharacterized. Bases 1 to 4728 code for a protein of 1575 amino acids. NCBI's taxonomy places the organism in Eukaryota, Viridiplantae, Streptophyta, Magnoliopsida, Asterales, Asteraceae. The record is from RefSeq and is a predicted model, not a curated record. Gene Ontology annotation, molecular function: DNA helicase activity. Gene Ontology annotation, biological process: telomere maintenance; DNA repair. The transcript is spliced from 10 exons.